AUGUACUACACGGUCAGCGAGGCAGAGUUUAUGAAGGCGGCUGAUGCUUUACUAAAACUUGCUGACGGAAUUUUAUCAGAUCCGAACAAAUUUAGAAAAAUCGACGUGAAUGAUGAAGUCGUCAAAUCUGUUUUGGGAAAAAUACCCGGAGGGCUGGACUGCCUGCUCGAGAUGGGGUACUCCUUAAAAGAUAAUUUUUAUCAGAUGCCAGUAAAAAUAUCUAUGGGUAAAAUCAUGAAAGUCAAGCUAGACUUGAAAGAUUACUAUGAUCAGAUCGUUUUACGAAAUUCCCUAACGAACGUCAGUGAAGAGGAAGCCACCAGAUCAAGAAAAAGAGCCCUCAAACAAACUAUUCCACGCCCUUAUUCGAAAUCAGAAUUAGAUUUAUUUGUUCGUUUAUCUGACAAUUUUGACAGAAUGUUUCUGUAUGAAGAAAUUUUAAGAAUCAAGCAUUUGUGGACUGGCCCAGUUGAAGAUCGAACUAAAAAAAGAAUGGAGCAAUCUGGACUUGAUGGCCGAUAUUACAAAGAUAUUUUCCUGUUAGAGCUGCUGUAUUGGUUCAAAUAUUCUUUUUUUACUUGGGUAGAUGCGCCUGAAUGUGAUUGCUGCGGUCAGUCUAAACUUAUUGGUUAUGUUGAACCAACAUUGGAAGAAGUAGUUUUUGGAGCUUAUAAAACAGAACUCUAUAAAUGUUCUGAAUGCUCAGUUGAAAUCAGAUUCCCUAGAUAUAACAAUCCAUUGAAAUUGUUGGAAACAAGACGUGGCAGGUGUGGAGAAUGGGCCAAUUGCUUUGCAUUGAUUUGCAGAUCGGUUGGUUUUGAGACAAGAUAUAUUCUCGCAAACUUUGAUCAUGUUUGGGUUGAAGUUUAUUCAGAGAGCCAACAAAGGUGGCUGCACUGUGACCCUUGUGAAAAUGUUUGUGAUCAAAAUCUUCUUUACGAAAAGGGCUGGGGCAGAGAGAUCACUUACAUAUUUGCCUUUUCAUUGAACAACAUUCAAGAUGUCACAUGGAAGUACAGUUCUGACCACAAGGCUCUCAUGAGAAGAAGAAAGGAAUGCAAAGAAAGCUGGUUAGUCAAAGCAUUAAUUACACUGAGGCAAGAAAGGUUCAAAUUGUUGAGGCUGUCACCAGAAGCUGAAAAUCGAAUUUUAAAUGCAACUGCAUUGGAAUUAGUGGACAUGUUGAAUGAGCCAUCAGAAAAAAAAGAUGAAAAAUAUUCUGGCAGGACAACAGGUUCAUUAGAAUGGAGAAUUGCAAGAGGUGAAAUUGGAAGUCCUCCAACCUUUGUACCUCACACAAUAACUCUUCUGCCGCUAGAGAAAGAACACGAAACAUUUGAGAUCGUUUAUAACUCUGCUAAAGAUUUGUACAAACGGUUCACUGGUUCUUAUCUUGAAGUAAGCAACUGGUCUAGUUUGGUUUAUUCUUCUGAAAAUAUUUUCAGAAAAGUGGAACAUGAUUGGAAAAAGGUUUACCUGUCUAGAACACCUGGAAGUCAGGUUGGUUCUCUUACGUGGAAAAUUGAUUUGAAUUUAGUUUCAAGAAUUGUCAGAGAGAAUGUACUUGUGUAUGUAACAUCAACCACAUACAACAAUGCAACUGUUGAAUGGACAAUUUCAAAUGAAAAAAACAUCCAGCUCAACCUGAAACCUGGCAUCAAAUACGAUUUGAAUGUUUUCAAGAACUCAGCUGUUCUUAGAUUGGAUGUCAAACUUAUGGGAGGUGAUGGUGAAAAUGCCUGGCAGCAUGCUCAGAUAUUCAGGCAAGAUUUCAAUUCCACUGAUGACGCCUUCUUCGUUAAAUUCCGCACCAGAGAAGUCUUGGGCGACCCUGGUCAACUGAAAUUUUAA
This is a messenger RNA of Helobdella robusta, 1851 nucleotides long. RefSeq lists its product as hypothetical. Gene Ontology annotation, biological process: protein quality control for misfolded or incompletely synthesized proteins; protein deglycosylation; glycoprotein catabolic process. The coding region runs from base 1 to 1851 and encodes 616 amino acids. The transcript has 2 exons. Gene Ontology annotation, cellular component: cytoplasm; cytosol; nucleus. Gene Ontology annotation, molecular function: peptide-N4-(N-acetyl-beta-glucosaminyl)asparagine amidase activity. Lineage: Eukaryota; Metazoa; Annelida; Clitellata; Rhynchobdellida; Glossiphoniidae. The record is from RefSeq and is a predicted model, not a curated record.